UGGUACUGCACCAAGAUGCUGAACAUCAGUGAACCAUCUCUGCAGUUCCUGCCCUGCAGGACCUCAAACCAUCUUCUGCAGCCAUUCUGGGACUAUUUACUUAUUCACUACAUGCCUUUCAUCUCAUCUCCAUUUUUUCCUGUAUUGCUUGGCUUUUCUAGCUAUUUUUUCUUCAGCUUGCCUUUUGCUGUGCUGGACCUCUUGGGAGAAAAGGUGCCCUUAUUCCAUCAGUACAAGAUCCAGCCAGACAAGCAACCAACUCUGAAAAUGAUGUGUAACAGCUUCAUGGUCACUAUUUAUAACCACAUCUUCUUUGUUCUGCCAGCUGUAAUAAUUGGUACGCUCUUUAUGCCUGCACCACCACUGCCACGAGAUGCUCCCACAGUGUGCGAACUGUUUAUCGAUGGCCUGGCUGUGAUUCUGCUCUUUGACACUCAGUACUAUAUUUGGCAUUUCAUGCAUCAUAAGUAUCCUCACCUUUACCGCUGGAUCCAUGCAGUCCAUCAUGAAUACAUGGCACCCUUCUCGUGGGCAGCUGAGCGACUCAGCAUCCCAGAACUGAUGAGUGUGGGACUCUGGAGCAACUACAACCCAAUUCUUCUAAACUGUCACCCACUGACCACAUGGUGCAUUACAGUUUUUAGUAUCUGGAUGUCUGUUGAGGACCACAUAGGUUACGACUUGCCGUGGACCUUGAACCAUGUGGUGCCUUUGGGACUGCUGGGUGGAGCACCAGCGCACGACAUGCACCACCAGAGGCCAAGCAGUAACUACGCUCCUUUCUUCAGCCACUGGGACAGAAUUUUUGGCACUGCUGUUCCUUUGAAGAAAAAAACUCAGAAUAACAAAUGAAAACUGCUCUGUAAAUAAAGUCUAUUUUUUUAUGUCACAUUGUUAGCACUGAAAAAUUCUUUCUAAUGCUGUAUCCUGUAAUUACUGAUGACUUGCUGCCUCCACAUUUGGUUUCUCAGUGAACUUUGUUAAAAGCACUCACUGAAUUUUGAAUUAAAAACAGGAUCUUGUUUACAAAGAA
This is a messenger RNA of Archocentrus centrarchus (flier cichlid), 1033 nucleotides long. RefSeq names its product cholesterol 25-hydroxylase like 1, tandem duplicate 1 (gene ch25hl1.1). The record is from RefSeq and is a predicted model, not a curated record. NCBI's taxonomy places the organism in Eukaryota, Metazoa, Chordata, Actinopteri, Cichliformes, Cichlidae. The transcript has a single exon. Gene Ontology annotation, molecular function: oxidoreductase activity; iron ion binding. Gene Ontology annotation, biological process: lipid biosynthetic process. Bases 16 to 852 code for a protein of 278 amino acids.